Molecule: messenger RNA, 1126 nt
Organism: Nothobranchius furzeri (turquoise killifish)
Lineage: Eukaryota; Metazoa; Chordata; Actinopteri; Cyprinodontiformes; Nothobranchiidae
Product: gamma-aminobutyric acid receptor-associated protein-like 1
Biological process (GO): cellular response to nitrogen starvation; autophagy of mitochondrion; autophagosome assembly
Cellular component (GO): cytosol; autophagosome; autophagosome membrane
Molecular function (GO): GABA receptor binding; ubiquitin protein ligase binding
Source: RefSeq, a predicted model, not a curated record
GUAUCAUCAAUAGGUGGGGCUACAGCGUUUGUUGUUGUUUUUGACCGACGGCAUAACUGGAGCAGACGCCAUCUUUGAAAUCAAGCUCUGUGUUUUAUCUUGUGAUUGUUUUUUGACUGAAACGUUUCCCCAGAAGAAACCUUUCUACCCAGUCAUCGGAGGCUAUUUUGGGGUUGACCUGGUUUCGGAGAAGCUGGUGUUGCGUUUUUGAAGAUGGGCAGUCAGUAUCAGCGCUCGGUACCACUGGAGGUAAGGAGAGCGGAGGGAGAGAGGGUUCGUGCCAAGCAUCCUGACAAGAUACCGAUCAUCGUAGAGAGGGCCUCAAGGUCACGAGCUCCUGAGCUGGACAAGAAGAAAUACCUGGUGCCGUCAGAUUUAACAGUGGGGCAGUUGUGUUUUCUGAUCCGUCAACGUAUGUCGCUGAGGCCAGAGGAGGCGCUCUUCUUCUUCGUCAACAACUCCCUCCCCCCAUCCAGCUGCCCUCUCUCCACUGUAUACGAGGAGCAUCAUGAAGAGGACCUGUUCCUCUACAUGACCUACAGUAACGAGAGUGUGUACGGUGCCUGAAGUGGAACAAAAGGCCGAUGAAAGACUGAGAAGGAGAGAGAGCCAAGUGAAGCUGGACUAAGAGAAAGUUUUCUGUUAUGCUUUGUGACACUUUAUAAUUUUCUUUCUACGUUUUGAUAAGUAACUACAGCUGAUGGUGGAAGAACAAGGCAGAAGGUGACGCCGGUCGGGUUUUCACAGUUUUACUGACAGUAUUUCAAGCUGAGCGUGAUUCUCGGAGCUUUAAACUUUGUGGUGCCAGUUUUGGUUCGUUUUAAACACAGAUGAGGUUUUUCUUUAAAGAAAAACCUCAUCUGUGUUUAAAACGAACCAAAAAUGGAAUUGGAAGACAAACACAGCAAGAAUGUACAAAAGAUGUUUAAACUUUGUGGUUUUCUUGUUUGGUCAAAAGUCAGGGCUUCAAAGAUCGAGUUUAAAAGGGAAGAUUUAAAAAAUUGAGUUGAAAGAACUCAUUCACUUUCUCAGUCGUCUGUAUUUAAUGCAAAUAGUACUUUUUGUUUGUUGGUUUUUGUAAAUUACCGCAGAUCUUUGUGGGGAAUAAAGAAUAUUGAAGAAUGCA